Messenger RNA from Pantherophis guttatus, 6537 nucleotides. NCBI's taxonomy places the organism in Eukaryota, Metazoa, Chordata, Lepidosauria, Squamata, Colubridae. The record is from RefSeq and is a predicted model, not a curated record.
CACAUUUUGGAAAUAUUAUAAUAUACUCUUAUGUGCUUGUAUUACUGUACAUAUUUUUAAAGUACAGUAACUUCAUUAUUCAAUCUGCUUACAUUCCUGCUGCCUAUGAUUGUUUUAUGAAUAAGGUCAUAUACCACCCUUUUCCUCCUCGAUGCUCCGCCACUCCACUAUAUGGGUUUCCUUCACCGUCAUUAGAUCGACUGGGUGCCAAUCAAAUUUUCCUCCACAGCUUUGUCCCGCCUCCUCCAACUGCGCAUAUCCAGUCUUUUCACUCAGUCGCUGGUGAUCAGACUGGAGUGCCUUUUUCUCUAUUGUUUUAGCGACUAAUUUAGAUCUAAUUUGAAGAGGGCUACUAAUUGGAAGAGUGUUUUUUCGCUGCGCGGACAGGCGUUCCCGGCUGGGGCGCCUACCGCUGCUCUUAAUUGCGAUCAAUUUAAAAGCUUUAGGGAAGUUCGAACUUUUCCCUCAGCUGAUUUUCGCCGCGAGUGUGGAGCUGGUUAACCGGCGCGCCGGCAGAACCGCCCUUGCUAUUAUAGCCCUCAAUUUAGCGGCGGUUUUACAGUCCCUGCCUUGCCGGCAAACUUGAAUCAGCAGGAGGUCGCUUCCGGAAGAGGCAAAUUGUCAAACUAGUGGUUUAAGCCGCCAAAAGACGAGCGGUUUAUUGACAGUAUUCCGGAAGGAUCAAACGGCACUAAUUGGAGGCGGUUUUUCAUAGCACCACCAUUUUUAACCGCCGUUACUGCGCCCAACUGUCAUCUUGUCAGAGCGGUUAGAGGGCUAUCUGCCUAACCGAGCCUGGUAGAAGCAGUGUGAGGACUGUGCCAACGUUUGGUCUGGGUCCUAACUCCUGACUGUUUUGAGUAUCAUCAACAACUGGCUUAUUACAGGAAAGUAUAUAUUUUUUAAAUUGUUUAUUCCAAUUUGGGGGCGUUGGGAGACUGAUUAUGGCAGAGGAGGCAAUUUCUUCCGAGUUGGAUCAGACCCCAUCUCCUCUUAGAGCUCCUUCCCCCAAGCCACUGAGACAAAAAAAGGUUAAAACCAAAGCUUCAGGGCAUGCUCACCAUCAUGAAUCCUUUCAAUCUGAUGGGACUUUGAGAAUGACUAGACAAGACCAGCGCAGACAUAAUGCUUUGGAAAGACAAUUCGAUAAGGCCAAGCGCUCGGCGCAGGCAACUAUUCAAAGUGGGGAAAAUGACAUAAUUAUACUUCAUCCCCAGUUAGACCAGGUUCAACAGAGCAUGGCUCAGGAUUCGGUCUCUAACCUAAAAAAUCUUUCAGACCCAGAUGCGACUGUUCAGAAUAUGGUCCAGAAUCCAGAAGGAUUUAUAUUACAAGAGGCGGUUCCACCAGGGCCCUUCCUUAAAAAUUUGACCCGGUCAGUCCCAGAGGCCACUUUCACGCCAACAGCGGCCGGACUUAGACUUGGGGAGGAUACCUUGGCUGACCAGGCCAUAGAUGUCCAGGCCUUUUUGGCCCAAACUUUUACCCAAAUUUUCCAGGCAGGCUUACAACACUCAGGUUUACCUGUAGUGCCUAAGGACCCGGUGGCUGUCCACACUGGCCAUUAUCACGCACCUAGAGCUGAGUAUUCACAUUCUGUGUAAGGUGGUAGAACAGCAGAUCUGUUAGAACCAGAGGAUAAUCUGGAGGAUUUUGAACUAUCUGAUGAUGACGGGGACGUGGCUGACAAGCCGGCAUUCCAAGGUCUAUUUAAACCCGCUCUAUUUAAGUCACUCCUUCGCAAAGCGAAGGUAGCUACAAAUAUGGAUAUUGAUACUAACCAAUAAUACUAACCAAUCCUUCCAAUAAUCUGGUUGAUUCGAUGAAUAAUCUUUUCCCAGUACCUACUUCUGAUUGUGAUUUUAUUCCAUAUCCUGAUCUAUUUGCCCAAGUUGUCCAGAAACCUUGGGAAUGACCUGGUUCAAUUUCAGCUCCCAAUAACUUUGAAAAAAGCUUUAUUGUGCAUCUCCGAAAUUAGAUACGCUUUUACAGUACCAUCAGUAGAUGAGCCAGUAGCCAGUCUUUCUUCGUCAUCUGUGUUAGUUGGAGAUGCGGGAGAUGGUUUGAAACAGGAAGAUAGAAGAGCGGAGCUAACUUUCAAAAAAACCCAUCAAGCAGCAGCCUGGGCUAUCAGGGCAGCUACAUCCGCUUCUUUUUUCAAUAGAGCUUCACUAGUAUGGCUCAGACAACUGAAGGACAGAGUUCCGCCUCAAGAUAAUCGUCUCCAACAUGAUAUGGCCAAAUUGAUCGCGGCAGCGGAAUAUGCCGCAGAUGCUUCUUUAGACGCUGCAAAAUUUGCUUCUAGAGCUCUUGCGUCUACUGUUACUUCUAGACGUCUCUUAUGGUUACGCCAAUGGCGCGCAGAUAUGAAAUCAAAAUGGCGCUUGACAUCAGCACCAUAUCAAGGUCAUUCGUUGUUUGGAAAAUCUUUGGAUGCCAUUCUAGUGGAAGGACGGGAUAAAAAGAAAGUAUUACCUUUAUCUUACAGACGCCCUGAUCGUCGGUUUUCUCCGUUUCCCCGUCAGCCAUUUCGUCCUGAGCAGGGAUUCGGAGGGUCCUAUUUUUCACGUCCAUCUUCCCAACAAUACAACAGCUCCACAGACAGAUCUUCCUUUCGGGAUAGGGGAAGACGCCAGGCCGGGUUCAAACGUCCAUUUAGAGGAACGAGUUAUCGUUCCUUCCGUCGCGGAAAAUGACUCCUUGAUGAAUCUUCCCAUUGGCGGCAAAAUCCAAUUGUUCUAUCACCAAUGGGAAAUGUCAACAACGGACAAUUGGAUAAUACAAACUGUAACGGACGGACUUCAGCUGGAGUUCAUUUCAUCUCCCCCUUCCUGUUAUAUUCAAUGUCCCUUACCAUCGAUUCAGUCCAAACAACAUCUCAUGGAACUGGAGAUACAGCAUUUACUGGAAAUAGAAGCCAUCGAAAAGGUUCCUCAACUUCAGGAGACAAAGGGCUUUUAUUCGAUCUUAUUUCUUGUGCCCAAAAGCUCGGGUGGAUGGUGGGGUAUUCUAAAUCUGAAACAUUUGAAGCUCCACGUGAGGUACCGCCGCUUCAAAAUGCAUUCCUUGAGGACAUUACUCGGAUGUGUUCGAUCAAACGAUCUCAUGCAAUCCAUUGAUCUGAAGGAGGCAUACCUUCAUGUUCCCAUCCACCCUGCGCACCGCAAAUUUCUCAGAUUUGCUUACGGAACCCAACAUUUUCAAUACCAGGCUAUGCCCUUUGGGCUAUCAUCAGCCCCUCGGAUGUUCACGAAACUGAUGGCAGCAGUGGCGGCCACUCUCAGAGAGCAGUCGGUAAGAUUGUAUGCUAUUUGGACGACAUACUGAUACUGUCAUCGACAGUACAAAAGGCUCAAUUGGACAGAGAAAGGGUGAUCAAAUCGCUACAAGAACAUGGUCUCACGAUAAAUUGGGACAAGAGUCAUUUAGUACCCACAACAAGGAUAUUGCACUUGGGAGCAAUUAUAGACUCAAAACAAGGUCUGGUGUAUCUUUCGAACGACAGACAAAACAGCAUAAGGAACUUGAUUUCACAGGUACUAUCUCACAGAACAGUUUCCCUGUUAGUGCUGUCCCAACUUUUGGGAAAACUGAUCUCGUCUACCAACAUUGUACCAUGGGCCAGACGCCAUUCUUGUCAGCUGCAAUGGCUUCUAUUGCCAUUUCAGAAACAAGGAGUAGCCAACUCCUUAACAAAGAUCAAGGUUCCCCCAUCUGUGAGACUUUUGCUGAAAUGGUGGUUAUCCCCAGCCUUAUACAAGGGGACUCUGUUUCUAGAACCAGCCAGAGUCAUUCUGACAACAGAUGCAAGUCUGCUAGGAUGGGGGGCUCAUCUGGACUCUCAAUUAGCUCAAGGGACUUGGUCGUUGACCGAGAAACAACAGAGCAUAAACUGGUUAGAACUGAGGGCGGUCAGACUAGCACUUCGACACUUCCACAGGAAGGUAGCGCAGAAACAUGUUUUAAUCCUCACGGACAACAUGGCCACGAAGGCCCACCUAAACAGGCAGGGAGGAACAAGGUCCAAGUCUCUCAUGAUCGAGACAGAGAGAUUGAUGGCAUGGGCAGAAAGGAACGUACUAUCGAUAAGAGCAGAACACAUUUCAGGUUCACUAAAUCAACAAGCAGAUUGGCUGAGCAGAGGAAUAAUAGAUCAGGCAGAAUGGAGGUUGCAUCCACGACUUUUCAAUCUGAUUGUGACCAAGUAUGGAACCCCGAUAGUGGACUUGUUUGCAACAGAGAAGAACAAACAACUCCCAAGGUUCUUCUCAAGAUUCCCGUCUCCGGGUGCAGAAGAUCAAGAUGCGCUGAGGGCCCCUUGGCUGAAGGGACUUCUUUACGCAUUUCCACCUAUUCCUAUCAUUCCACAUGUAAUCAGAAAAAUGAUGGGCGAAAAGGCGGACCUCAUUUUGAUAGCUCCGUACUGGCCACGUCGGGAGUGGUUUGCAGACCUCAAGGAUCGAUCGAUAGACAAACCAUGGAAGUUGCCACUGGACAGUACUUCUCUAAGUCAAGGAGCAGUCUUUCAUCAAAACCCGGAAUGGCUGCAAUUGACCUUCUGGCGCUUGAACGGAUUCGUCUCAUGAAGGACCAUUUACCGAAUGAUGUUAUUGCCACUAUUCAAGCAGCCAGACGGCCAGCCACAAUUCGUAUUUACAACGCGACUUGGAGAAAGUUUGCUCUUUGGUGUUUAGAACACCAUACAGAUCCCACAUCUGCGUCCAUUCAAGACAUUCUUAGAUUCCUUCAGUUAGGUUUAGAUAAAAGUCUGGCUCCAGCAACUCUGACACGCCAGGUGGCAGCGUUAGCCACAGUGCUAUCUACGGAUAAGAGUCACCCUCUAACGCAUGAUGAAAGAAUCAAAUCAUUCUUGCAUGGUGCAGUAAAUUUAAGACCACCUGUGGUACAUAGAUUUCCGAAUUGGGAUCUUAACUUGGUUUUACAGUCUUUAACAUCUGCACCUUACGAGCCCAUCAAGGAAUCCUCUGUACAUCAUCUGACAGUCAAAUUAGCGUUUUUGUUGGCUAUAACAUCAGCUAGGAGAGUGUCGGAAUUGGCAGCAUUGUCAAUUCGAAAGGAUUUGUGCGUGUUCUUCCCGGAUAGAGUUGUCAUGAAACUGGAUCCGACGUUCAUUCCUAAAAUCAAUUCAAUUUUUCAUCGUGCUCAGGAGAUUAUAUUACCAAACUUCUGUCCAGAUCCGAAACAUCCGAUGGAGAAGAGGUGGCACACGUUAGAUGUACGUCGAGCACUGAAAUAUUACUUAUCUAGGACAGCUGAAUUCAGAAAGUCAGAAGCCUUAUUGGUCUCAUUUCUGCCAUCAACUAUGGGUCAGAAAGUUUCAUCAGCAACGAUUGGCAGAUGGAUUAAGUUAUGCAUUUCUGCUGCAUAUAAAUUGAAAGGUUCUCAAGUCCCUGGGGGUAUAGUUCCACAUUCUACGAGAAGUGCGGCUACUUCGGUAGCUUGGGCCGCUCAAGCAUCUAUAGACGAAAUUUGUAGAGCGGCCACUUGGUCAUCUAUAUCCUCUUUUAUAAGACACUACCGAUUAGACACAUUUGCAUCCGCAGAUGCGGCUUUUGGCAGGAGGGUUUUACAAGCAAUAAUUCCCAGCCGUGGCCAGGGGAUGGGUGCAGUUCCCUCCCAAAUGACUUAGGCUUGGGUAAGUCCCAUAUAGUGGAGUGGCGGAGCAUCAAGGAGAAAAAGGGGACGUUGUCUUACCUGAACGUCCAUUUUGUCCUCGAUGUUCCGCCACUCCGACCCGCCCAGUAUUUGUCCAUCACCUGGUCCGGCUGGGGUUUUCUUUAUUUUUCCUCUACAGUGGAAGUACCAUGAUGACUGUGUAGGAAGGUUACAUUGAGGUCGAUGCUUCAGGUCCUGCAGUUCCUAGGGUUACAGUCUGGUGAUAGUUCUGGAGGGACUUCGUGAAAAGACUGGACAUGCGCAGUUGGAGGAGGCGGGACAAAGCUGUGGAGGAAAAUUUGAUUGGCACCUAGUCGAUCUAAUGACGGUGAAGGAAACCCAUAUAGUGGAGUGGAGGAGCAUCGAGGACAAAAUGGACAUUCAGUCUAAACUUCAGGAAAUUCCAAGAGAACAAACAGCUUUUUAAAUAACAAACAAAAAAAACACACACCAUACAGUUACAUUUCAAAUGUAAUGCUGACCUGGGAAAUGGAUCUUGAUAUGCUAAUUACCAAUGAACAGUGACAAGAGGUAAAGAACGGGAAACAAAAGAACCAAUUGUUAAUAUUUGACUAUGGCAGGUGUACCUGAUUCAAAUUGUAAUUAAACAUAAAAGUUGAUUGAUACUUCUUAGUCAGUCAUUGUUUCUUAGUCUAAUCUACCAACAAGAUUGUCACAAGGACACCGCACAAAUAUCUUCCUAAUUAUAUACCUUUAUUAUAUUAGAUAUUAAUAUAUCAAAUGUAUUUCUAAUUUCGUAACUAGCUAUUGAUAAUGGAAACAUAAAAAUAAUAAUUUAAAGUCUGGAAUAAUAUUUAAAUGCUCUAGUAAAUGGGUAUAAAUAGGUAAUGUAAUGCUGUU